AUGGUAUAUUUCGGGGAAAGCUUAAUCGGCAUAGCUUCAGAGUGGUAUAUGGAUCAGGACAUAUCUCGAUGGCACAUUUGGGACGAUCUUGCCAGAGAUUUUGUUCGACAAUUUCAGUACAACAUAGACAUUAGACCGGAUAGGAAUUCUUUGACAAAUCUAAGGAAAAAGCCCUCAGAAAGCUUCAGAGAAUAUGCCAUUAAGUGGCGUGAACAAGCAUCAAGAGUGAAGCCUCAAAUGGAUGAGGUAGAGAUGGUCACUAUCUUCCUGCAAGCCCAAGAGCCCGAUUACUUCCAGAAUAUGAUGUCGUCCAUGGGAAAGCCUUUCGCAGAAGCAAUUAAAAUCGAGGAAAUGGUAGAAAAUGGUCUGAAAAUGGGUAGAAUCUUGAGCCAGUCGGCCAUAAGAGCGACCUCCCAAGCCAUCCAAGGUGGGUCUGGAGGAAUGGCCAAAGGGAAAAAGAAAGAAGAAACGGUCAUGGCAGCGUCAGGAGGAAGGAGAUACCGGGAUCAUAGACCGGUGUUCUCCGAAAGAACCCCUCAACACCACUAUCCUCACAAUGAUAUGGCCUAUGCUCCCUCACCUUAUGCGGUCAUGAAUGCUCAACCUUUCGGCCGACCGCAACCACAAGCCAACCGAAAUCCACCUCCAUUCCAAAGAAACCAACCUCCUUACCAGAACCAAUAUAAUCCCCGACCACCACAAAAUAACUUUCGCCCCCGGGAACCACCCAGGAGACCCAACUUUACACCAAUCGGUGAACCCUACUCCACCAUGUUCCCUAAUCUUGUCCAGAUGGAUCUGCUGCAGCCUAUUCCCCAAAACAGGCAGAAUCCAGAAUCUCCAGCUUACCAACGAGGUGUCCACUGUGCUUAUCAUUCAGGAGCUGAGGGGCAUAGUACUGAUAACUGCUGGACCUUGAAGAAAGCUGUGGAAAAUUUGAUUGAACAAGGAAAAAUAGUGUUGAGGGAUGAAGAAGCCCCGAAUGUGACAAAUAAUCCAUUGCCCGCUCAUAACAACGGGCCGGUAAUCGGGAUGAUCUUUGAAGACAAAGAGUUUGAUCCCGCCUUGAAAGCUAUAAUUGCUAUUGCUGAUGCAGAAAGAAAGCCUAAAGCAACCCUGAAGCAGGAGAAAGGGGAAAAAAAGACUAAAACUGUCAAGAUUGAACUUGAAAAGAAGGUUGAAACAAAGGCAGAGAUGGCGCCUCCAAAAAAUGAAGUUCUCUAUAUUCCGCGAGGUCACCAAGAAAAGCCGUUAGUAGUGGGUAUUUCAAAGAAAUUUGAAGUGAAAAAGGGAACACCAACGUAUGUGCCAAAAGGAGACUAUGUGGUCCGAGGGACGAUUAAACGGCCUCGACUGAAUGAGCCAGUGAUUAUCGGACGCGUGCCACAGAAGCCAAUAACGGACCCGUCUGCGGUGCCAUGGAAUUAUCAACAGACGUUGGUUACAUACAAAGGUAAAGAAAUCACGGGAGAACUUCCGGGAAAUACUUUCGCUGGGAAAAAUUCAGAUGUACAAGAAGUGAACAAUGCCAUACAAAAGCGCUUUCCACCCAAGAAGCCUGUAAGUGCUGAGGAGGCAGAGGCUUUCUUCCAGAAAAUGAAGAUGCCUGAUUAUGAAGUGGUGGAUCAGUUACGCAAGUACCCUGAACAAGUGUCUAUGCUAUCUUUGUUAAAGAGAUCUGCCGAGUAUCAGAAGACCCUAGUAAAAACUCUGAAUGAGGCGUAUGUGCCUGCUGAGACUUCAGUUGAACAACUCGAAAGAAUGGCAGAAAGGUUCUUUGCUGUUAGUCAAAUUUCCUUUAGUAAGAACGAUUUGCCUCUAGAGGGAGUGGCUCACAACAAAGCUUUACAUCUGACUGUCAAGUGUGAAGGUUUUUAUGUCAAGCGAGUAAUGGUGGAUGGGGGUUCAGGUGUUGACAUUUGUCCACUCUCUACACUGCAGAGAAUGGAGAUCGGGACUGGAAAGAUUCGUCCCAAUAACAUCUAUGUAAGAUCCUUUGAUGGCAUUAAAAAGGAUACCAUCGGAGAGAUAGAUCUGGUAUUAACCAUAGGCCCGGUGGAUUUCGAGGUGACCUUCCAAGUGUUGGACAUGGAUACAUCUUACAACUUUCUUCUAGAAAGGACUUGGAUCCAUGCCGCAGGGGCUGUGCCCUCCACCCUUCACCAAAUGGCUAGGGAAGGAAGUGAACACAUUGUUUAUCAGGCUUUCGAAGUUGUAGUGGCGGAUCAGUACGAAGAAGGGAGCCCUUGUCCCCAACCUUUCCUAUCUAAUGCUUCGAUCAUGGUGGCAAAAGCGAUGGUCAAAUAUGGUUUCAAGCCAGGAAAAGGAUUCGGAAAAGCUCUACAAGGAAUAUCGGAGCCAAUAACCCUAUCCACAACAGAAAAGUUUUUCGGGAUAGGUUUCAACCCUACCCCAGAAGAUGAAGAUUGGGCAGAUGAGAGGAAAAGGGAAGGAUGGGUCUUGCCACAACCAUUGCCACAUCUAUAUCAGACCUUUGUCAAUCCAAAAUACAGCGAGAAUGGAGAUCACGAGGCCUUCACGGCCGAAGAAAUCGAAGAUAUAUGUGGAUCUAUGAGGCAAAUGCUUUAUGAAACCAACAUGGUUCAGCUAGGGGAAGGUACUAGCAUCGCGGAGGUGCUCUACAUGGGACCAGAUGCUAAACUCCAAAAUUGGAAGGCUACGCCAUUCCCGAUCAGGCAGGAGUCCAGGUAG
Molecule: messenger RNA, 2712 nt
Organism: Nicotiana tabacum (common tobacco)
Lineage: Eukaryota; Viridiplantae; Streptophyta; Magnoliopsida; Solanales; Solanaceae
Source: RefSeq, a predicted model, not a curated record